AUGAAGAAGAAGCUUGAUACUCGCUUUCCCGCUGCUCGCAUAAAAAAGAUCAUGCAAGCUGAUGAAGAUGUUGGGAAGAUUGCCAUGGCAGUGCCAGUUUUAGUGUCUAAAGCGUUGGAAUUGUUUCUCCAAGAUCUGUGUGAUCGUACCUAUGACAUAACUGUGCAAAGAGGGGCAAAGACCGUUAACUCGGUGCAUCUGAAACAUUGUGUGCAUAGUUACAAUGUGUUUGACUUCCUUAAGGAAGUUGUCAGCAAAGUUCCCGACUAUGGUCAUUCUGACACCGCAGCUGAUGUCACGAAGAGAAGGAAAUUAGUUGCCAAUGAAACCAACGAUAGUGAUGAAGAGUCCAAAAGGAACAGCGUGGACACAAGCCACACGAGCAGCGGCAGUGGGAGAGGAAGAGGGCGGGGCCGGGGGAGAGGGCGGGGCCGUGCCAGCCGAGCCACUGAGACUCAUCUCGAGGAAAAGAACAAAGAUGAUACUGAUGGUGGGGCUGAGUCAACCAAAUCCGAUUUGAAUGUCGAAGAUGAAGAAUCAAAAGAAAAGGCUUCAGCUGCUGAUGUCAAAACGAGGUUCGGGCUUUUGCUGCGCUGCGGACUCGCAGAGGGGACCACGACUACGAGCGCCUCCUUCAUAGUGGAGCCCUUCCGUCCUCAACUUUUUAGGGGACGACGCGGCCAUUCAGGGCUGGACGGUGCGGCAGUUAGGGGUGGAGGGUAUCUCGAUGUUUGA
Messenger RNA from Striga hermonthica, 735 nucleotides. Lineage: Eukaryota; Viridiplantae; Streptophyta; Magnoliopsida; Lamiales; Orobanchaceae. The record is from the annotation of a GenBank genome assembly.